Molecule: messenger RNA, 8540 nt
Organism: Dama dama (fallow deer)
Lineage: Eukaryota; Metazoa; Chordata; Mammalia; Artiodactyla; Cervidae
Gene: EIPR1
Product: EARP complex and GARP complex interacting protein 1
Exons: 9
Coding region: 135-1250 (371 amino acids)
Biological process (GO): protein ubiquitination
Molecular function (GO): protein binding
Source: RefSeq, a predicted model, not a curated record
AAACACAGGAAGUGAAUACUACGGGAGCCGCGGUGGCUCAGAAAGGCGCCGCCGGGGCUGGCACGCAUGAAUGGGAGCGGAGCUGGGGCGCGCCGGCCCAGGGGACCCGCCUUCAGCGAGGGCGCUGCCAUAGCAUGGAGGACGACGCGCCCGUGAUCUACGGCCUGGAGUUCCAGGCACGGGCCCUCACGCCUCAGACUGCGGAGACAGACGCCAUUCGGUUUUUGGUUGGGACGCAGUCUCUCAAGUAUGAUAAUCAGAUCCACGUCAUAGACUUUGACGACGAGAACAACAUUAUCAAUAAAAAUGUGCUCCUGCAUCAGGCGGGGGAGAUCUGGCACAUUAGUGCCAGCCCCGCAGACAAAGGCGUGCUGGCCACCUGCUACAACAAGACUGCAGACAGCAAAGUGGUGACCUGCGCCGCCGUGUGGAGGAUGCCCGCGGAGCUGGAGCCCGGCGGCCAGGAGUCCCCCGAGGACGCGACGAGCCCUGCACACGCCCUGGAGCUGCUCUGUCACCUGGAGCCCGCGGCCCGCGGCAGCACCGCCUGCGUCGCCUGGGAGCCCGCGGGAGACGGGAAGAGGGUCAUCUCGCUGGCCGACAACCACAUCCUGCUGUGGGACCUGCAGGAAAGCUCCAGCCAGGCCACGCUGGCCAGCUCAGCGUCGCUGGAAGGGAAAGGACAGCUGAAGUUCACGACGGGCCGCUGGAGCCCACAUCACAACUGCUCCCAGGUGGCCACGGCGAACGACACGGCCAUCCGCGGGUGGGACACGCGGACCAUGAGCCAGACCUACUGCAUCGAGAGCGCCCAUGGCCAGCUGGUGCGGGACCUGGACUUCAACCCCAACAAGCAGUACUGCCUGGCCAGCUGCGGGGAUGACUGCAAGGUGAGGUUCUGGGACACCCGCAACGUCGCCGAGCCCGUCAGGACCCUGGAGGAGCACUCCCACUGGGUGUGGAACGUCCGCUACAACCACUCGCACGACCAGCUGGUCCUCACGGGCAGCAGCGACAGUAGGGUCAUCCUUUCCAACAUGGUGUCCAUCUCCUCCGAGCCCUUUGGCCACCUGGUGGACGACGAUGACCUGAGUGACCAGGAGGAACGCCGUCUGGAGGAGAAGAGCAGACGGUCUGAACUUAGGAGAGGAGCCAGGUGGCCGCUCCUCCCUGAGACCCGCUUCCUGUCCAGCCAGCAGUGCCAGCAAACCAAAGACCAAUCCUGCGGAGGAGGCCAUUCGCCGUCCUGAAGAGGAAACCGUGAAAGCGAGGACACAGUCCAAUCCACUUGUUCUGAGCCAUGCGUGUUCACGUGUGCACUCUGUCCCCAAGGGAGCCCGGGAGAAGUGGGCGCUGUGGGCUCCCGGAGGACGCCGGGCCGGGGUCUGUGUGUGCCCGCAUCCGUCAGACACUCCAGCGAGGGCAUCCAGCGAGGGCACCGGCUGCCGCUGCGCCCUGGGCGGGCGUCUCCCUGAUCCCGCAGGAAGGCGCCCAGACACGGCUUUCUGACUUCAUGACCCGAGGCUGUCGGUCCAGGUCAGGCGGGGACGGGAGCUCUGCCCGCCCUGUGUUCGGUUCCUGGAGUGGCUGACUGGCUGGGCAGAGGCCACGUGCCCUCAGCUGUCCCCGAGUCGCCCAGCGUCUCCGCUGACCGUGGCCCAGCUCAGCCCAGACCGGCUCCAGGGCCACAGUCCAGCACCUUUCAUCAAGGAGUCAACCUCUGUUUCCAAUCAAUCAUGUCCAAGACCGCGGCCCAUGGACGGGCCCUUAUUUCCUCCCCUUGACUGAUGACAAUAGACAAUUGAUUUCCUGUCUAAAGCUGGGUACUUCAGCGAAAUUAAAAGAGUCAUAUCUCUAUGGAGAAUAAUAUUCUAAUCUCGCUCACUCCACUCACCAGCAGGAGGCCCGCAUUUCAUGUCUCUGGAAGCAGCCUUUCAUUUCCUGUCCGCUCAAACCCUGCUGCUCCUGGGACUGAGGUUGCGAUGCUCACCGCCGCUGUGUGUGACUCACACGACCUCCUCCCUGACCCACUCAACCCCUCCUCCGACCUCCCUGACCCACUGUCUGACCCGCGUGACCUCCCUCCCUGACCCAUAUAACCUCUUGACCUGCAUAACCUCCUUAUUGAGAAGAGUCAGCCUAGCGAUGCAGGUGGGUACUGGCCCAUUUUACAGAUGACGGGUUUCAAUAAAUUCACAGACUGGCUGGGCCAGGAUCUUCAAACAGUGGGCAGAAGGGGCAGGAGGGAACCUCGGUCUUCUUGUGCGAAUCCUUUGGCGGAGGGACCACACCUGUCCCCUCCCUCCUUCCUGCAUGCCUGUCCGGGGCUGCCUCCACCCUGGGGUCAGUCCUUGGCCCGGCCCAGCCCACAGUCCUGGUGGACGGCGUGGCACGGAGGACUGAACCCACCGCCCAUCCUCACGGCCUGACGGUCACGGAACUCCCACCAGACUCUGGCAGAGCUUUGCUUCCUUAUCUGAAAGGCGGGUGCGCGGCUCCUCUGGGGGAUGGUGUGACUUGCUAAUGUGCAUCUUCGGUCCUAGAGUGGGUCGUUCUGGGGGCCAGAAAAGCUGCUGCCCGGGCUGGGGAUGGCUGGGGAGACACGCAGGAGGGAGGUGUUGGGGAGCUGCACCUGAAACAGAUGACCCCCCCCCCUUCUCAUGUUCACCUGGGGAUGGCUGUCAUGUCAGUUGCGGCUGUUUGUUGAUUUUUAAAAUCCGUCACGUCUUUGCCGAGGGCACGGUGUCUCCAGGGGCCUGGAGUCGGCUUGACUUUGGGCUCGGCACCCCCCAGGGAUGAAUCUGAGAGCCUUCAAAUCAGCUGUCAGGCCGGGGGCUCCUCUGGAGGCUGGAUUCAUGCUGUGCCAUUUCUUCCUCUUCCUGCGGUGUCAGAAUUUAGUGCCUCGUAUUUCCUGCAAAUGGGAGCCGUGAGCUCCCAGUGUGGGGGGAUGCUGGGGGCGGGGAGUCCUUGCCGGUCCACGUCCAUCACAGCCUGGGGUGGGGUGCGGGCCGGAACUCCCCUGAACACAGCACUCAUGCUCCGGGGUCCAGGUAGACCUUGUGGUGCUAAAGAGGACAUGCGCUUCCUUAGAAAAUAUAUUUUUUUAAUGUGGAAAGAGGAUGACAUUUAUUGCAUAUAGUUUAGUUUUUCCAUUAUUGUUUUCUGAAGCUUCCCAUAGGCUAAAAGUGGAGGGCAGAGGAAUUCCUAACCUUAGGAUGGAGAUUGUUUCUGCCCUGAUGAGUUGAUCUUCGCUUUGGGUUUGUGGAGGGUCUGGAUCCUGUUGGGUUGACCCUGGAUGGAAACUGACCUCUCUCAGCCUUUCGAGGGCUGCUGAUUCGGAAAGCUGCCGCCUCUCCCGGUCUCCCGUCUUGCAUCUCACCCCCUCCCUGCCUGUCUCCGUCCCCCGCCUGAGGGCGUCAGCCUGAGCCCCGUCUGCUCCCGCGGUGGGGGUGCGUGUGAGCACGUGUGGGUCAUUCACUGUCCCCGCACUUAACUCACUUCCUCUAUUGCUUGUCUGUUUCACAUCAUGCACGCACUAUAGACCUCUCUGCACCAGAUGCCCUGGGGAGGCUUUCACUGUGGACGCUGCGCCCCUGGCUUCAGGGAUGAGGGAAGGGGUCACACAGGUGGCUCAGGGCCACCUCGACAGAGGUGGAGGCAGGUCCUGCCCGGCUGUCCAGGCGGCUGUCCGGGCUCCUGACUGACCUCCGUGGUGCCCGGGGCGUCACACCUGAUGCCGGCCCCCAGUGUGCUGACCACUGACAGCCGCUCUGAGCCCUGGGGCCCCAAGGAGCAGGGUCCUGGUGCCUCCAAGUCAUUGUCCUCCAUUCCCUUGCUUCUCCUCACUUGCCUUAUUCUUGGAGCCUUCAUGGACGGCUGACUCUACACAAACAGUUCCAUCGCAGUUUUCAUUGAGUUGCACCAAAGUCACGAGUCAGUUUGGUAAACGUGUGCAUAUUAAUACCGGUCUUCUGAUGUGGAAAGUGUGUUAACAGUUGCUCAAUUGUCUCUGACUCUCUGCGACCCCAUGGACUGUAACCCACCAGGCUCCUCUGCCCAUGGACUUCUCCAGGCACGAAUACUGGAGUGGGUUGCCAUGACCUCCUCCAGGAGAUCUUCCCAACCUAGGGAUGAAACCCGGUCUCCCCAUUGCGGGCAGAUUCUCCGUCUUCUGAGCCACGAGGCCUCCUCUGAUGUGGAAUACACUGUAUUUAUCCACUGGUCCAAACCUUUCUCUAUGUUACUCUGCCCCACAUACAUGUGGCUUUAAUCCUCUGAGCCCGAUGUGCAUUUUGUGAGGUUAGUUUCUGGAUAGUCAGCUUCACUACUGCCAAUAGGAUUCUUUUGCCAUUUGCCCAAACUACUCGGGCUGGCCGGUAGGAAAACUAUUGCUUUUUUAUGUUUGUAUUUAUGGAAUUUAAACAGUUAGUGCAUCUUUGGAUUUUUUUCGGGUAGACAAUCACAGCAUGUUUGAAUGAUGACAGUUUUUCCUCUCCCUUACCAAUUAAAAAAAGGCAGAAUUAUCUCUCUGUAGCUUUUCCUUCUUUUACAGUCUGUUUUCCCAUUCCUCAUUCUGUUGUGAGGCCACAGGACGUUGGCCACAGUCGGCAGCAACGUCUUCCUUGUGGGUUGAUGUUGAGUGUUGGCUGUUGGCUUUGCGGUUCGAGGAUGUUUUCUUAAUCUUGUCAGGAAAGCCUUACUCUUCCUUAGCCUAUUUGGACAUUUUUUUUUUAAAAGGUAGACUUAUCUGUCUUUGGCUGUGCCGGGUCUCGCGUGCCUCUCCAGGCUUUCUCUAGCUGUGUACAGAGUGUCUCCGAGUGUGAUGCACGGCUUCUCUCUGCGGCGGCUUCUCUUGCUGUGGACCCAAGGUGUACGGGCUUCGGUUGUUACUGCACGUGGCUCAGUAGGCAGUGGUCUGCGGGCUCCAGAGGGCUUCCUCAGUAGCUGUGACUCACCAGCUUAGUUGCUCCAAGGCCUGGGAGAUCUUCCCGGACUGAGGAUCAAACCGCUGUUCCCUGCAUCGCACGGGGGAAUCUUUAACCACCGGACCACCAGGAAAACUGUGAGUCGCUCAGUCGUGUCCGACUCUUUGCGACCCCAUGGACUGUAGCCCGCCAGGUUCCUCUGUCCAUGGGAUUCUCCAGGCAAGGACACGAGUGGGUAGCCAUGCCCUCCUCCAGAGGAGCCCGUAUCAAAACGCUUUAACGGAUGUAUUCCCCUGUCUAUUGACACAGUGGUGCCUCUCUCCUUUCCUUUGAUUUUGGGAUGAGUCAUCAGCUGGUAUGAAAGGCCCCCACUCCGGAUCCAUCCUUACUGUUUCACGUUCGUAGCAGGUGCAGUCUAGUUAACACACCACUAUUAACCGCUAUUAUUAACACCGCCGUUUCCUGUGUAGUUUUUGCAUCUGUCCUCCUAAAGGACACCUGCCUUGGGUCUCCUUUUCAGCCUGUCCUUGCUCGUGUCUCUAGGAUAUGCUGGCUUUGGGAAAUGAACCCCUGGGAAGUUCGCCAUCUUUCCAUGUUCUCUAGAAGCGUUUAUCCAGCAUGGAAACGAUCCGCUCCACAGCACUUGGGAAACCUCGCCCGUGAAAUGUCUGGGGCUGGUGCCUCGUAAGAGAUAAUUCUUGAACAACACUUUCAAUUUCAAACACAGCGUUUUGCUAUUGCUUAUUGAUUCAAUUAUGGUGACUCAUUUUCCUAGAAAAGAGAAAAGCAUAUAUUGUCUAAAUAUCAACAUUAAGAAUGGAACUUGUUUAUUGAUCUUGGCUCUCCAAAUUGGGCUUCCCUGGUGGUUCAGAUGGCAAAGAAUUCACCUGCAGUGCACGAGGCCUGGGUUCGAUUCCUGGGUCAGGAAGAUCCCCUGGAGAAGGAAAUGGCCACCCACUCCAGUAUUAUUGAUCUUGUAUAAAUCGAGGGAACUGGUGCAUUUAUUUUUUGACCUCUCCUUCUAGCUCCGAUGUGUUUCCCCUUUACAUUGUCACCAGGCUGUCAGCUUUUUACAUCAAAAGUUUUCCCUUUCAAGGAGAACACACAACAGGUGCAUCUAAUUUAUAACCAUGAUGCAGAGUUGUUUGGUGACGUGUGUGUGAAGCCAUCAUGUCACUUGCUCCAGCUCGCUCACCUCCAUGACCCCGUCUCCUUCUGUCUCCAGAAAGCUGCCCAGAUACCUGGUUCAGACAUGGCCCUCCCUUCCCGCGUUUUAGCUCUAGUGUGGAUUCAGGAGCUUCAGUGAGUUCUUGCUUUCAUGCAAUAGAAUUUUGGGAGUGGACAAGGAAAAUGCACGUGCCAGUUGGACCGUUUUGAAAGAAGAGUUCAGUGGGACAAGUGUUAUUGGGGAAGAUGGAGAAAGAGGUGUUUGGAGAGCAGGGAACGGCUUGGACUGUGAUGCUGGCUGUGAUGGCCGCCCCGCAGAGUGCAUCAUGUCCUUUGGGGGCAGGAGGUCAGAGGGCCCUGCACGGAGGGAAGGGUCAGCUCCUGUCCUGGACCCAGCUGGGUUUGCCGGCUUUCUUGUUUCUCUCAUACCCCUUCCCCCAUUUCACAUCUGGAAGAUUUUGUCCUCUGCUUACCUGGAAGAAAGUGGGUCCCAGCUACCAUGGGCCCUCACAUCUUCCUUGGAAAAUAUGGGGGGUAAAUUAGUUAAUUAUUGUUUUCGAAUUGAUGUGCUAGUCAGGCUUCUGAUUUAUAAUUUAAUUGUGCUGCUGUAGGUAGCUUCCAAUUUUUCACUGGAUCCAUUUGAAUAAACUUUGUGUUGUAUCUCAGUAUUAGCCAAAGGAAGAUUAAAAAGUAAGCUGGAGAGUUUAGUAGCUUUGUAACAAUAGCAUAAAAUGUGGAAUAAUGAACUGUAAAUGUGUCUAAUUACAUAAAUAAUGCAUUUGUGUAAUUGUCAAGUAAGGGGGUGUGCUAAUGAAUCAAUUAUUUUUAAUUGUAGGAUGCUUGAUUGUUUCAGAAAUAUAAUUGAUUGUAAUCAAGAAUCAAUUAAAUGUUGAUAGUAAUUAUGUUUAUCAAGCUUAAAUACAUGACAUCAUUACACUGUAACUGCUUCAGGAAGAAGAAACUAGGAUGAGGUUAUUAUAAGUGAAGGAGGAAUAGCUUAUAUUUAUGCCGGCAGCUCGGCAGUGGUGGGUGCACCAUAAUGAGGUAGAAAGAGACGCUCUUCAAGGCUUAUCAGUCAAGGCUGAUGGAGGCGAACUGCUCCAGCUGUGAGCUCAUCACAGCCCAGAGCCGGGCGAGCAGCUUUCUGCCUGGGGGCAGCCCUUGGAGGUGAGGACCACAGGUGCACCGCGGGCACGGCCCUCAGCCCGUGUGGCCCCUGGUGAACCCCACGAUCCCAGGAGUAUCUGGGCUCUGUGGAGUGGGUGGCGUCUGUCUCGGGUGCCCUGUUUGACUCACGACGCUCAGCGCUGGCGAGGUCACUUCCGGGGGAUCAGGCAGCAGGGGACGCACGUAGCCAUGUGAGGAGGUGUUGAAACACGUGCGUGUGUGUGACCCCAGCACCUGGGCACAGGAGGGAAUUUACAGAACCAGUCACGAGUCAUCAGGUCGUCAGGGUGUUGCUGGGGGCGGCUCCUUUGUCCUCAGUCUGACGCUUGACUUCCCCAGGCUCCUCGCCUCCUUCAUUAUUCCUGCUCUGUGCCCAGAGGUGUGCCCAAGGUUCAGCUUCUGUCGUCUCACAAGCGAGGGUGGGCCUUUCCCUCGUGAGUUCGCCGUGCAGAGAGCGAAGCAGGUAACGAGCAAUGGCUCGCGGUGACCGGGUCCAGGGGGGGCUGGCAGGGCCGCCCGUCCCGCUGGCACGGGUGCUGAGUGCUGGAGCAGGGGGCGGCUGAGCCGGUCUCCCCACCACCGUGCUGCUUGGGGUCCUCUCUGGCCUGAUGUUGGAGCCCCGCAUGGGCUCUGCGUGCCCUUGGCAGUUCUGCCCGCUGGGCUGGGCUGGAUUAGUGCUGCUCCCCCGGGAGCACACGUCCCUCAGUGCUGGGAAACUUCCUUGCAUUAAUUCUUUGAUAAUUUCCUUCUCUGCUUUUCUCUCUUUCCUGUGCUGCUACUUUUUUUUUUCUCCUGAUAGUGAAUCUCCUGAACCGUUGCUGUACUUUUCUUGUAUUUUAAUUCUGAUUUUCCACCUUUUUUGUGUUGUUCUGCUUUGUAUUCCAAACUUAUUAUUGUAUUUUCAACGUUUGCUAUUCUGCUUUUUAAUUUCCAAGAGUUGUUUUCCUUCUGUGAGGUGAGCAGAAGUAACACAGCUUAGAUUAGGAGUAGACCUUCCCACUUGGUACCACUGUUUGCCAGUUAGGACCAGUUAGCUUUCACUUAACACUGACCGCUGUUUGCCAAUUAGGAAAUUAGGAACGGGGCGGAAACCCCCAGGAAAGUCCCGCGCGUGCGAAAGUAUUGACCAAUGAAAUUGCUUUGCAAAUGUGUAACCAAUCCGCUUCUCACCCUAUAAAUUUGUGUAACAGCUUGGGCUCGGGGCUCUCUGACUCGCACCACUGCGUUGGUUGCGGGCGGAGAGUCCUGGCUUGAGUCAGUAAUAAACUUCCCUUCCUGCGA